This is a messenger RNA of Pseudozyma hubeiensis SY62, 900 nucleotides long. RefSeq lists its product as hypothetical. Lineage: Eukaryota; Fungi; Basidiomycota; Ustilaginomycetes; Ustilaginales; Ustilaginaceae. Bases 1 to 900 code for a protein of 299 amino acids. The transcript has a single exon. The record is from RefSeq and is a predicted model, not a curated record.
AUGCUGGCCGCAGCCCUUGCACCGCUGGCCACCGUCAACGCGCGUCUGAUCCAACCCGUUCACCCCACCCUCUAUCCCUUCCCACUCGCUACCACCCUCCACGCCCUUCGCGUAGCCAUUGCGUACCGAGCCAUCUGCUCCGGCUUCCUCGCCCGUCGUCGAUCCGAAUCCAAGCACUCGCCUGCCGACCUCCACGUCUCGCGCGUACGCGAUGCAGCAGGCUUCCUCGUCAUGGCAUGGGGCGGAGGAUUCAUCUCCAACUACGUCCUCUGUCAAAUCCCCGGUCAGCUUCUGACCGUCUGGCCUUGGAUCAACUACCUCUCGGUCUACUCCGUCGUCACCGUGCUGAUUUCCAUCGCUGGUGCUGGACCCAGCGCAAAGUUGCUCGAUCUGUGGCUGCCCGUGUUGGACGGUGCUACCCGAACCGCAGCCACCUAUGGAGGUAUUCAGAUGGUACUGAAUCACGCGAAUCCGGCUGCCAGGAACAGCUUGCUGUUGCAGGUGAUCAUCGGGACUAUCUCGGCCUGUGGUGGUGGUAUCAGUGCAUUUACGCUGAACGUGUUCGAUCCGUUGGGAUGGAGCGUCAGCACCCCGCCGUUCUUGAAAGCUAGGAGUUUGGUCGAGUUUACGGAUAUCUUUGCGCCGGCUCUGGCGAGCGCCGUGUAUGGAGUCCUCACGCUGAGCCACCCAGGAUACGGCUCAGUGUUGACGUUGGUGCACGGGGAGAGCAAGGGUCUGUUGAGUCAGGAAGGUGGAAAGGCAGUCAUUUCGUUGGUGAUCGGAACGUGUUUCUUUGCGAGGGCGGUUUGGUUGCAUGUCGUUUUGCCGGCGAGACAGCAGAGCGAGAGACCGAUCAAGAGCAACAAGGCGGUCAGGAACGUCGCUGCUAAGAAGGCGUAA